AUGAGAAUAGUAAGUGUGCCCACCACAUCAGCCGCAUUAUUGCUGGUUUCAGUGGCCGUGGCUGAUCUUGCUGGACUGUACGACCAGUGGACCAGCAAUGAUCUCCAAGGAUAUUUGCAAGACCAGAAACAGACGCUUCAAAAAGCCGGCAAGGAAAACGCAGAUGUGCUGCGUAAACACGCAGAGGCGCUCUACCAAAAGCAAUCUAAACCUACCCCAUGGUGGAACUUUUGGUCGUCACGCACACGCGUUGCCGAUUUCGCGCAAAAUAAGGACCCGAUCUCAGAAUGGUUUUUCGACACGUGGUCCGCCAAGGACUUGCGUAAGUUACUGUCCAAGAACAAGAUCAAGUACAACUCCGAUCUGUCUCGCGACGCAUUGGUGAGUAAGGCCAAAGAAAACUUUGAACAAAUCAAUUCCAAGUAUGAGUUGUCCGGUUUGUAUCCCUCGCAACAGUAUUUUACCAACUGGGACGACUACGAUCUCAAGUCUUGGCUAGACGAGUAUCACGUGCCCUACGAUAAGGCCAAGGCCAAGAAGGACGAUCUUUUGGCCAAGGUGCGUGAGAACAUUCACUCGGCGUCCCGCUACGCCAACGACGAACGUCUCAGUCUUUUGGAACAACUCGAUCUCGCUAACCAGCAAGUUGUAGACAAGGCCGGCAAAGUGAAGGAUCAGGUCUUCAACACAUGGUCCACGCGCGAAAUUCAGGACUGGUUGCAAAGCCACAAGAUCAAGAUCGAGGAAAAUGCCGAGAAUGAUCGCCAGUAUUUGUUGAACGUCGCCCAGAAGAACAAAAAGUACUUGCAGGAUGAUGCCAGUUGGUAUUUAGAAGCGGCCAAAAACAAGGCUUCUCCAUUCUAUGCUAAAUCGGAAGAGGCCGUGGCCUCAGUCUGGAGUCAAACCGCAAACAAAUGGCAAGACUUCAAGAACUACUUCUCUCAUAGUGACAACAUUGUGAACCAUACAUUUUUGUUAGGGGUAGAAUCCUGGCCCAAGAAACGGUUGCGGGCGUUUUUGGAUGCGCGUGGAGUAUCUUACUCGUGGUUUAGUACCCGUUCCGAACUUUUGGAUUUAGUCAAGGAGUACCGCAAUAGUCCUCUGAAAAAUUUGACCACCUCCCCCGCGGUAGCGGAGUACUUUGAUGGCUGGUCUUACGAGAACCUUAAGGAAUGGGUCAAAGACAGAAACGACGACAUAACUUCCAGUGGUAUUUACAAAGCUGCCAGUGGCAAAGUCAACGAUUUACUAGUGCAGGGUCAGAAUCAAGGUGAAAACGCUUGGUUGUAUGCCCAGAAGAAGGGUACCGCUGCCUCUGAUUACGCUCAAGCUAAAGGGGCAGAAGCUGCCCGUGCUGCUACCGACUACGCAGCAGAAGCUGGAACCGAAGCUGCAACUUAUGCCAAAGACAAGGGCGCUGAUGCAUCGUCCUACGCCAAGGACAAGGCUGCGGAUGCGGGUUCAUAUGCUAACUCAUAUGCGAAAGAGAAGGCUUCUGAAGCCGCUUCGUAUGCCAAGGAAAAGGCUUCUAGCGCAACGGAUUACGCCAAGGUCAAAGGUGACGACGCCGCCGAGUACCUCAAAGACAAAGGAUCCGAUGCUUUGGACUAUGCGCAACAAAAGACUGCAGACGCUGCUCAGGCCGCUCAGCAAAAGGGCAGUGAUGCUCACGAAGUUGCCAGCGAAAAAGUUGACGAGUGGACUACCUUAUUUGCCUCUUGGACUACUGACGACUUGAGAAACUACGCGAAGUCGUUUGGAAUCAAAACUGCGCCCACUACCCCAAGAGAGAAACUGGUUGAUCUAGUGCAAGAAAAUACCCGUUGGUUCUUCGGAUACUACCAGGAUCCUCUGUACAAAAGAGUUCCAAAGAAGAUCAGUAAUGUAUUUGCCAACAGCUACCAGUAUGUUUUCCAUCACUGA
Lachancea lanzarotensis is the source of this 1923-nucleotide messenger RNA. RefSeq names its product LALA0S01e01090g1_1 (gene MSC1). The record is from RefSeq and is a predicted model, not a curated record. Lineage: Eukaryota; Fungi; Ascomycota; Saccharomycetes; Saccharomycetales; Saccharomycetaceae. The coding region runs from base 1 to 1923 and encodes 640 amino acids. The transcript has a single exon.